This is a messenger RNA of Effrenium voratum, 885 nucleotides long. The record is from the annotation of a GenBank genome assembly. Lineage: Eukaryota; Dinophyceae; Suessiales; Symbiodiniaceae.
CUUCGGCUCCAGCGAGAUGGCGCAGCUCGCGUUUCCGCCCAUGGAGCCGACGGCGCCCCGUUCGGCGCCUCGAGUCCCGUUGGCUUGGUUUGAAGCGGGCGGCCAGGGGUAUCGAAGACUCUCAGAGCAGAGGCCCUGGGGCCGAAGUUUCGCCGCUGCAGCCUUUGCUUGGACAUUGAGACGCGCGACCCGAAGCGCCCGAAACAGUCGGCUGACUCGGAGGGCAGGCGAAGAGGUGAAGGUGCAGAGCAAAGAGGCCGAAGCUCUGGAGUACCUCGAUGGCCAGGAGAGCCAAGAGCUGGCCGUCUCUGGGGAGGCGCAGGUGAUGACGGUGAAGAAGGGCAAGGUGCGACACAAGGAUUUGGUGGACCCGGCGCUGCCGGAGGGCGUGGCGCCCUACGCGCCGGGGGAGGGCUACGGCUCCAACGCCAUCCCCUUCGUCGGGGAGGCCCCGAAGACCUCGAAGCGCCGGAACCCGGGGAACCGGAUGAAGGCCAUUAAGAUGCUGGAAGAUGCGAAGGAGAUCGCCGAGCGCAAGAAAGAGGAGCGCGCGGUCCGGAAGAUGCGCCUGCCCUCGCAGCAGCUGCCAGUGCCAGAGAGCGUCUUCACAGAGUUGGAGGAGAAGGGCUGGCUGGAGCAGCUCGCCGCCGAAGGUUUGCGGCUAGAGGUGCAGGAGACGGAGCCUGAGUGGGUUCGCCUUCAGAUCUCGGGAGAGGAGGAGAAGGUGAGGGCAGGUGUCCUGAGACUAAUGUCCCUCAUGGUGCCUCCCCGUGCCGCUUGACCGCGAUGCACUUCCGUUAAUGGCCCUGGCGAAACGGACGGCCCUCUGGGCCCGAACGAGCGCGCGCGAGAGGACCCAAAAGGGGCGGUUUGCGCGCCGAAAGC